UUUUAGCGUGUUUGGUGGGAGACGCUCAGUGAUCAACGCGACACUUCUAAAUGCCACUCGUUACCAGCCAGCUGAAAAAAUACAGAAAAACAUGACUAAAUGCAUAAAUUAGUGUACAUUUAGAUCUGUUGUAUCGAUAUUAAUCAUGAGCUACUCUGAAAGCUGAAUUUGAAUUUGUGUCCUUCUCACACAACAGGAGAGGAGCUGGUGAAAAUAGUUUGAUAGAAUAGUCUCAGAUCCUUCUGUUGUUCGUGCAAAGAACUUUGCACCGGUUUGUAAGGAAAGUGGGAAUGUCUUUGUUACGCGUUUUAAUACUUGCUCCUUUGUUUAAAGCGCGUUUCUUUUCCUUUGUUUGCUUCAACUGCUAUAUAAAGCAAUGAAAGGCUCGGAAUUGCAUCCUCAAGCGUGUUAUUUAAUUCAAAGUAAUGAAAGGGGGCAUAGAAGCAUCUCUGCUUGCUUUCCCUUCCUUUGAAACGAAGGAUGAUGUUCAACGAUUGCUAGUCGACAUUCAGCAUCGGCUUCUUCUUGCCGCAAAAUUAGGAGAAUCAUUGCUUAAACAAAAACAGGUCUUGGAACUGGCGUUAAGCAAGUUUUAUUCGGACGGAAAACGCCAGUUGACGAAUGCUGAUGCAGUGUUUAAGAGUAAACUUGACAGAUUAAAUGAUGAAAUGGCGGAAACUAAUCGAGAGACUCAAAAAUUACUGCAGAAAGGUGAUACUGGACAAUUGCAUAGUCCGAUGAUUCAAACAAGUACAACUUUGCCACGGUUAACGGAUUCUCCACAUAUCCCCGCCUCUCAAUAUGUCAUUGAAGUUGCUAGAAACUUGCUCAAACAAGUUCAACAUGUUCAAAGGUUGCUUCUGCAACGGACGGAUCAGUGUUCCUUGUAUAGAAAGAAUGCUUCUUCACUCGCUGACAAACUUGAAAACACGAAACUUCAGUCAAAAUACUCUCAGCAAGAUAAAUUAAGAGUGGAAGAGGAAAAUCGGGAACUUCGUGCUCGAGUGCAGCAACUAUUGGAAAGCGAAUCCACAAUUUCGUCUGUUAACAAGAGACUUGGUAACGAGAAUAAGCGCCUGGAAUCGCUGGUUAAGAAACUUCAGGAAAGUGAAGGAACUUUUGAACAGGCACAUGAACAAACCUGUCAAAGUUAUGAGGAUCAAGUUUCUCAAUUGCGGAAUGAGAUUCAUGUUCUGAAGCAGAAAAGCACGGAUCUGCAGAACUUAUUAGACGAGGCAAACUGUCUGCUUCUCGAAGUACGCCAAGCACGGGGAACGAAAUCCGCUUCUCAACCUUCUGAUGAAAUUGUAUCUUUACAGCAUAACGACGUUGUCACUUCAGAAAUCGAGAAUGUUAUCCAUCCGAUAUGCAUUGAGGAUGAACUUCGGUCAGUCUUGUCUUCCUCCUCACCAAAACGUGAAUCUUCUCUUCCGCUUAGUCGGUCUAGUUCAAUAACUCGUAAGAAACGAGUUAGUCGUUCUAGUAUGCAACGUCAACUAUUUAGCCUACAAACCGAGUUAUGCAACAAAAAUGCACCACCGACCAUUCGAAAAAGGCAGCUUGGAUCUUCGAACGGAAAGGGUUUUAUGGUGAAGCCUAAGGCCCGGUUCUUGUUGGAUGGAAGUAUCCAGCAUCCAAACGCAUGGUUUGACAUUGAUGGCAGCGCUCAUGCUGAAUCUUCAUCGGCAGAAACAUCAUUCUCUUUAAGCUCUGCUGGCAGCUUGUUUCAUGAAACACAAAGUCAAUCUACGGAAAUUAGUUUGGCGGAUUGGGACAUUCCAUCAAUCCCAGACAAUAACCAUGUCUGCUCUGGUGAUAGAGAUCUUUCGUUUAAGAAGGAUUCAUUUCAUGUUGAAGAUCCCCCAAAUCUCUCACCGCCUUCCAAGCCAUCGCUGUUGACCACAUCGGAUGUUUUGAACUUGACUUAUGUUGAGCCAUACACUGAAGAACCCCAGUUGCCUGUGAAUAAUAUUUCACAAACUGUUGAACUAGUCUUAUUGUCUUCUUCAACAAUUUCGGCACCUGCUCGUUUGUCCAUUUGUACUGUGAAAAAACCACUUCCAGAAAAGCAUUUUUCAAGUGAAACAAAAAAUCAAAGUAUAAUACAACCACUCAAGUAUCAGAAAGUUUCAACUUCAUCAAGUGAGCAAAAUUUGCUAGGAGAUGGUUCCUGUACCAACUAUUCUCUUGCUUCUCAAGAAAAUCUCUCGUUGGUGACAAAGGACUUAAUGCAAGCUAAUAUUCUCAAGGAAUGUCUUGAUCAUUUCGUUACCUUUCAGCAUACGUUCGAUGGUCGCGUCGGUCAAGUUUAUAAUUUACCAGACUGCCACUUGGAUGAUAACUUUGACUUCGAGCCCAGUGCUCGCGUGAGGUUGUCAAGUGAUGCUGAUUUUUGUGAACUCCCAAGUUGCAUCAAACAGGUAGCGAGCGAUUCUACGAUCAACUUGGAUGCUUCGUUUUCUCCCUUAAGUUCUCAUUUUGAAGAACCUUGCCCGAUCAAGGAGGUGGCGGAAGAAUCUUCAGAUGCUUCAGAGAAUUUCGUUGAUGUAAGUUCAGAGUUCGAGCAGGCGGUUGCUGCGGUUUCGGGCCGUCGUGUGGACUCAGAAUCGACAAAGAAUGAACCUAAGUCAAAAAGCGUUACGUUUAUGAUAAACUCGGGAUCGAGCAAUAAAGCUUUAUUAUCUCGGAGCCCGUCUGCAACUGCGACUCAAAAGAUUGAAGCACCAAUGCCGAAGCGAGAAGAACAGUUGGACAAUGUAGCUGCAAGAUGUAUACAGUUGUCUCCAAUGGGUGUUCCGUUACAAAAAAACCAACAUUCGGAUUCUGUUCCCCAUCCCUCAUCUUCCAUGAAUAUCACUGAAGAAUGUAUCGCUUGGGUCACACAAGGCUCUUAUAUGCACAAGCGUAUUAGAGGUUUCUCACGAUUCUUGACUCAUGAUGGUAGGCAUAAACGAUAUGCAUGGAUUCACCCAUCUCUCCUGACGCUGAACUGGACUCGUUUAUGUCCGAAUUUUAAUGCCCCGAAAAAUAUGAAGACAAGAACAAUGCACAUUAGCAGUUUUCACAUAGUUGAGGAGAAAUCAAAGCAUGCAAAGGCCGGGUCUCAUAAUGCAAGCAUCAUAAUCUGUUCAGGAUCUACGUCUGUGUGUCUUGUUGCUGAAACAAGCGAAAUUCACAAUAUUUGGGUGUGUGCUCUGGAAAGGAUCAUUCACAGCAAAACCCUUUCUUGGUCCGAGCAGCAGAUUUCUCAGAUGCGGAAUGUUAUGACUGCUCUUCGAAAACGCGCUGGUCGCAGAAUUCGAAGCUAUAACGAUAUCCGACCUUUGAACCAAACUUUUCGCCAAUAGACGAGAAAAGCAUACGGUUUCAUUUCUGCUCAUGAACAUUACCAAGUCUUCGCUCGCUGGUCAUGAAAAUUGUUUGUGUUCUGUUUUGUAUAUACUAAUGAAUUUAAUGAAUGAACUACAAGUUUACGUUACAAUGAGCUCUAGUAAUCUAAAACGAUGAAACACA
Schizosaccharomyces japonicus yFS275 is the source of this 3513-nucleotide messenger RNA. Its product is annotated as cortical anchoring factor for dynein Mcp5/Num1. Gene Ontology annotation, molecular function: phospholipid binding. Gene Ontology annotation, biological process: maintenance of protein location in cell cortex. NCBI's taxonomy places the organism in Eukaryota, Fungi, Ascomycota, Schizosaccharomycetes, Schizosaccharomycetales, Schizosaccharomycetaceae. The coding region runs from base 426 to 3347 and encodes 973 amino acids. The record is from RefSeq and is a predicted model, not a curated record. Gene Ontology annotation, cellular component: cell cortex. The transcript has a single exon.